Molecule: messenger RNA, 987 nt
Organism: Sitophilus oryzae (rice weevil)
Lineage: Eukaryota; Metazoa; Arthropoda; Insecta; Coleoptera; Curculionidae
Exons: 6
Coding region: 51-971 (306 amino acids)
Source: RefSeq, a predicted model, not a curated record
ACAGAGAGAACCAAGUUGUUUGUGACAGACACGUCAAAAUUACCGAAAUAAUGGAUACCCAAAAAGGAUUUGCUGAAUGCGAGAUAUGCGAUGGACGAUAUAGAAUAUCCGCCAUGUUGCAGAAUAACAAAAAUAUGUUCUUUUGUAGGGAUUGUUUCAAAAAAAGCUUUGUUUCAGAAAACAAAAUGUUAGGUGCUGGUGAUGCAAAGACCGAAGUGCUGGCAAGUACCGAAACUAAAUUUAUUCCAAAACCCGAACAAUAUGUUCAAAAUCCUCAAGUUAAUUUAUUGCGUAACCGUCAGAGUAUGCUGAGCAUGAUGUCAUUAUCAAAAAGGCCACUUAAGUGCCCCAUGGCCGACUGCGGUCGCUUCGUCUCCGUCUGCACCUUAGAAUCCCACUUCAGGCACGAACACGACCAAGUGCCCACCAUCGGCGCCACCUUGGACGCGCGCUGUGCCUCGCGCUUCCACCCGCUCGACAUCCGCUACUGCAUCAUCAAGUGCAUCGUUCUGCUCAAACUGAAGAAGAACAAAUCGGCCAGCGUGUACAGGCAGAGUAAAUUAAAUUUACCCAAACUACCUUCAGAAGAUCAUGAACCAAUCGUCAUCGUCAUGGCAACCAGGAUCAGUAACGUCCAUCUAACUGAAAACCCUGAUGACGAAGAGACUACAGAAAACGAUGCUGAAGAACGAUACAGAGAUGACGAUAGUGAAGUGUUCAGUUCCAGUGAUAAAAUAAUGGUUUGGGUCGGCUCAAAUUUCAACACUAACUUGAAUUACACGGUUGCAGUGUCCACACUGGAUAAUAACAUAAGACAAAAAUAUUAUGGUCCAAUCAUGACGCUGAAUGAGAGUCCGACAAAAAUAUGUCAAGGAGGUCAGUGUUUGAUUUUGACGAACUUGCACUGUAACGCCAUGACAGAACAGGGUAAAAAACAACUUUUGCUUGAUGUUGUAAUACACAGUCCUUAAUAAAUAGUUAAAUUUA